UAUAAAAAUGUUUUGGUGCAGUGCAUUUUUAUUUCAUUUUCGAGUUAUUCAUGCAGAUUAUACAAAUAGCACAAUCAAUGUGGCCAGAACGAUAAGCGAUGACUUUCAAAGUUUUCAAAGAACCGGAAAAAGAACGAGCGCCAGGGAUGGCAGACUCUUUACAUUUGAAACGAAAAAUGAUGACAUACAGGUUGGCAUCGAAUUUUCAGUUCCAUUCAUCUCGAUACCGGUUAAACGUUCAGUGAAUUCAAUGAAAUCAUGGGCUUCGUCGGCUUUUGUCACGGAUCCAGUGAUGAAUAUAAAUACCGGAUCGAUUGCUUUGACUGGAGCCGUUCUCUUGGGUGGUUUUGUGUCGACAUAUUUAUGGAAAUCGUUUAUGAAAGAUCAAUCUCAAUUUGUCAACAGCCCCGCAUACUACGGUCCAUAUACGAGACAAGAUGAUCAAUUUGACGAUGAAAAUCCAUUGAAUCAGCUGAUCGACAAAGUGGAACGAGUUUUUCAUAAAUAUGAUAUUGAUGUAACGACAUGUGUGCAACGUUUGGUAUGCAUUACAAUUCGAAAUGCAGCUGAAAAUGUGGCAAAAGGAAAUGGUACGAGUGCGGAAAAAAUAUUCGACGGUUUAUCGAGUACAUGGAUUUUGCGGCGUCUUACAGCAGGCACCGCAGUUAACGAUGCAAUAUUGGCGGGCCAACGUUCAGCUGAUUGUGAAAAGAAAUUCUUCGAAUGUAAUAUGAAAUCGAAAAAUAUUCAACAAGUAUUUGAUCUUUUGCACCGAACGAUGAACAACUAGAAUCAGAAUCUAUGCCAGAAUCGGCUUGCACAAUAAUUUGAAAGAAUUAUGACUAUUUUACAGACAAUAUAUUGAAUUUCGGCCGAGCCCACAUCUUUGGAAGUUGGCGAUCCAAGGGGUGUUAUUUCAUUACAUCUAGUGUCAAAAAGUGUGCCUCACUUUCAUCAAAACCUCUUUUUGGAAUAUUAAAAUAGAAGUCUACACUGAGAGAUAUCAAAUUAGAUCUGCAAAUCAAAGAAAAAGAAAUAUACUAAUUACUUCGAGUCGGC
Messenger RNA from Contarinia nasturtii (swede midge), 1059 nucleotides. RefSeq lists its product as uncharacterized. The record is from RefSeq and is a predicted model, not a curated record. The coding region runs from base 8 to 790 and encodes 260 amino acids. The transcript has 6 exons. NCBI's taxonomy places the organism in Eukaryota, Metazoa, Arthropoda, Insecta, Diptera, Cecidomyiidae.